AGAUGGGAGAGGCGGAUGUUACUCUGAACCAGACCGACGAGAAGCCUCCGGACUCCGGCUUGGUGCCCGGAGAGGACUCGGUGGUCUGGAGCCACGAGGUGGAAGUUUGUCUGUUUCACGCGAUGAUCGGACACAAACCCGUCGGAGUGAACCGUCACUUCCACAUGAUCUGCAUCAGAGAUAAGUUCAGUCAGAACAUCGGACGCCAGGUUUCCUCCUCCGUCAUCUGGGAUCACCUGGGAACCAUGUACGACAUGCAGGCUCUGCACGAGUCGGAGAUUUUGCCGUUCCCAAACACAGAGAAGAGCUUCUCUCUGCCUGAUGACAUCAUCCAGGAAGUAAAAGAAGGGAAGCUGGGCUCAGAGGAAGACACUAAAGAAGAGUUCAGGAUGGAGAGAGAACCUCCUGCUACACACGAAGAAGGUAGUAACUCCUCGGUGAAAAUGUCGGAGCGAACGAGCAGCAGUCGGGAAAAAGAGAGAGAGCGAGACAAGGAGAAAGGCGGGAGCGAGGGAGGAGCAGGAGGAGGAGGAGGAGGAGGAACGGGAGGAGCGGCGGGAGGAGGAGGAGGAGGAGCGAAGGAGGCGGAGAAGAGGAAGAGGAGCCGAGCGGCGGAGAAGCUGCUGUCGUCCUCCAACCCUGCGAGUCCCGGAGGAGCCAAGAGGAGGCGCACCUGAGCGGCGGACGCAGAGCGGAGGAGAGACGAGCCGCCGUCACGGGAUCGAACCUGCGAGCUGCGUGUCACAUGACUGUCUGACGGCUGCAGACAGGAAACAGGAAACAGUCUGCGAGCCGUGGCAGACAGACGGCGGCGAGUCGGAGGUUCUUAAAACAAAGACCUGUAAUUAUUAUUCCUUUGUGUAAUCUUAUCGUGUCCCAGUAGUCCAUGUUCAGUGGCCCGGAGCGGGGCCGCGGGCCGCGGGUUGGGGACCACUGCUGUAGGGGACGAAGCAGAAGAGUGUUCCUUUGGGUUUUAUAGAUUUUCUUUUUAUGUCAUUUUGUGUGUUUUGUUUUUUGCAUCUGGACUCAGUUCAUCCAGCUGUGACUCAUGAGGAUUUAUUCUAAACGAUUCAAACGUCUGAUCAGCUGACAGGAAGUAGAUCGGCUGACAGGAAGUAGAUCCCAGCGGACCGCCAGACAUCCACCGUCCACCUCAGACUCAAACCGCUGAUGUCCUCUAGCGCCACCAGCAGGUUUAACCCUUUACACGCUGCUCAUGUUCUCACUCAUCAGGCUCGAAGGCCAGAGGGUCACGUGAUCUCACGUGGGCCGGAUCGGACCCUCGGCAGGCCGGUUCUGGCCCACGCGUCUCAUGUUUGACACAUCAGGAAACGUUUGAAGCUCUCAGAUGAGCGUGAGCAGAAUGUAAAGGGUUAAAGUUUCGUUCUCUAGCGCCACCUGCAGGUUCUCUUCUUUCUUUUAUUGGAACUGUUGGAUGAUUGUUGAUAUUUGGCUGAAUAAUAAUAAUAAUAAUAAUAAUGAGAGACUCUGGUUGGAUAUAACUGUUACGUUCUGUUGUUGAAACCUAGAAAAUUAAAUUUACUACAAAGUUUCUUCCCUCCAUAAUUUAAUUUCAUCAGGAAAAAUGAAUUGAUGUUUAAAAUCUGACACUGAGCUGCAUUUAAAGUCAUUUCCAGUCCGUCUGAAUCCUUCAAUAACCUGCUUUUAUGUUGUUGAUGUUUUUAUGGUUGGUUUCGUGCUACAUUCAUAUAAUCAUCAAUACUUUCAUUUAAUUGGUUGAUAAUUUGUACGUUAUGCUUUUUAUAAAAGGUUGAUGGAAGACGAC
This is a messenger RNA of Scomber japonicus (chub mackerel), 1786 nucleotides long. RefSeq names its product MRG/MORF4L binding protein (gene mrgbp). Lineage: Eukaryota; Metazoa; Chordata; Actinopteri; Scombriformes; Scombridae. Gene Ontology annotation, biological process: regulation of transcription by RNA polymerase II. The coding region runs from base 3 to 677 and encodes 224 amino acids. Gene Ontology annotation, cellular component: nucleus; NuA4 histone acetyltransferase complex. The record is from RefSeq and is a predicted model, not a curated record. The transcript is spliced from 5 exons.